Electrophorus electricus (electric eel) is the source of this 13876-nucleotide messenger RNA. The record is from RefSeq and is a predicted model, not a curated record. NCBI's taxonomy places the organism in Eukaryota, Metazoa, Chordata, Actinopteri, Gymnotiformes, Gymnotidae.
AGCUCGCCCUUUGUUGCCCGACGUGAUCGUCCAUUUUACCAAGUGGGAAUCAUACAGGGUGCAGUACUUCAGGUUAAGUGCCAAUAACUGACUAGUUUUCUGUUGUCUGCGGCAGCGUUUCUAGAUAAUCGUGGUAGUCAACUCACGUUUCCUCGUUUUCAAAAGAAUUUAGCUAUAACGGUUUUCUAAUCUGCCAGACAUGUCUCGGGACCGAUUCAGAAAUCGCGGAGGAUUCCAGCAACGAGGCCGAGGUGGCGGUGGAGCAGGAAUGCGAGGUGGAAUGGGAAAUCCAAAUUUUCGAAGUCAAAACAGUCAACUGCAUAACUUUCAAAACCGUGGACCCCAGAUGAGUACUGCUUUUAAGCCCACUCAGGUAAAUCAACCAAACCAAGGCACACCGCAGAAGCUAGAAGGAGCUAACGUUACUGCAAAGCCCGAAGUUAAGUCGCCACCACAGCAAGGCCCUGGCCUUCCACAGAACAAGGGCCCUGUACAACAGCAACAGCAGCAGCAGCAACAACCGCAGCAGCAGCAGCAACAACCGCAGCAGCAGCAACAACCGCAGCAGCAGCAACAACCGCAGCACUCGGGUCCGCCGAAGAUGCAGUCGCCGCCACCAAAAAAUGUUAAUGUAAAGCAGGAAUCUACAACCCCACAGAAUCAACCCAGAAAAAAUCAACAAAAACCAGGAAUUGGAAACGGCCAAAAACCAACCUCUUCAACAAUCAGUGAAGCCAAAUUACCACAGGUCGAACGCGUGGCCAUGUUACAGCCCCAGGAAUUGAAGGCUACGUUGUCCUUGCUGCGCAAGCCUGGUGAGAAAACGUACACUCAACGAUGCAGGUUGUUUAUUGGCAAUCUGCCCAAUGAUAUCACUGAAGACGAAUUCAGAAAGUUGUUUGCAAAGUAUGGGGAGCCUAGCGAGAUAUUCAUCAAUCAAGGCAAGGGCUUUGGUUUCAUCAGACUGGAGUCACGGGCUUUAGCAGAGAUAGCAAAAGCUGAACUGGAUGAUGUACCCAUGAAAGGCAGGCCACUUCGAGUUCGCUUUGCUACCCACUCUGCUGCACUGUCUGUGCGCAACCUGUCCCCCUUUGUCUCUAAUGAGCUUCUCGAGGAGGCGUUCUCUCAGUUUGGACUGGUCGAGAGGGCAGUGGUCAUUGUAGAUGACCGUGGCCGCUCGACUGGAAAAGGCAUUGUUGAGUUUGCUACCAAACCUGCAGCACGAAAGGCGCUUGAUCGCUGUAAUGAUGGCGUGUUCCUGCUCACAUCAUCACCACGUCCAAUUGUUGUGGAGCUGCUGGAGCAGUAUGAUGAUGAAGAUGGUCUGCCAGAGAAACUUGCUCAGAAGAACCCAAAUUAUCAAAAAGAGAGGGAGCAGCCUCCACGUUUUGCUCGACCUGGCACCUUUGAGUUUGAAUACUCUCAGCGAUGGAAGUCCCUUGAUGAAAUGGAAAAACAGCAGAGGCAGCAAGUGGAGAAGAACAUCCGUGAGGCCCGUGAGAAGCUAGAGGCAGAGAUGGAGGAUGCCUAUCACGAGCAUCAAGCUAAUAUGCUUCGACAGGAUCUUCUUAGGCGGCAAGAAGAACUGCGUCGCAUGGAAGAGAUGCAUAAUCAAGAAAUGCAAAAACGCAAAGAGAUGCAGCUUAGGCAAGAAGAGGAACGCCGUAGACGGGAGGAGGAAAUGAUGCGGCAGAGAGAAAUGGAGGAGCAGAUGAGGCGCAAACGUGAGGAGUCCUAUAGGAUGGCUGGCUUCAUGGACAAUAGGGACAGAGAGAUGAGGAUGAAUCCUGGUGGAGGCCUUGGAUUGGCAGAUAUGCCUUUUGGCUCACCAAACCAAAAGUUUCAGUUGGCUGGAAUGAACUUUGAUGGUCAUCAGGGAAUGGCUGGACCAGCACCAGGGGGCAUGGUGCCCAACGAAAUGCGCAAUGAGCGUUUCCCUCAAGGUGGCCCUGGAGGUCCAAGGGGCAUGGGUCCUGGCAGUUCAGGAUUUGGCAGGGUCCGUGAGGAGUUCGAAGGACCUGCCAAAAAGCCACGCUUCUGAUCUGGCACUUUUAUAUAGCAGAGUUUGUGUCGAUUCCCAGGGGUUCUGGGGUCUCAAUGUAUUUAAGUUUAAAAUAUUUCUUUGCAGUUUAGCCUAAAGACCGAUCUUUUCUGUGGCAACAUUUUUUUUUCUCGUAAUUUUGUGUAUUGAAAGUAGAUUGAAGUAGUGAGCAUCUUAGCAGGAGUGAACUCUUGUUCAGCAUAUCCCAUGUAAUCUCCAUUCCUACUUAUCAUGCAAUGUUACUUGUUAUGGUUAAUCUUGUAAGUUGUUCUGAUAUUUCUAUGGCUGUGUUCUGUGCCACUCAACAUUUUGAAGUAAUCCAUGUAAAUUUACAAUAAAGACUACAAUUGGUUCUUCGAACUCCAUAUAAGUAUUUUUGGCACAGUGUUUGACUCAAUCCUAAAAAUUAUCCAGGUUCAUUUGAGGAAGCCUUGCUUCCAAGUCUUAAGGGUGCAUGGGGUGUAGAGAGAAAUUAAUCCACAUUUAAUUUGAUCUGGCAUGAAUGUUUUAGAGAGGACAUGUUAUUGAGACAUUUUUUUGGAGUAACUCCUUUUGAUGGAAUCCAUUUUCUUUGUUUUUUUUUUGUUUUUUUUUUAAUGUUGCAUUGGCAUUUUACAAAAUUGCCUUUGCUAUGUUGACAUUAGUUCACCAGCAUGGCAUUCAUGUCACUUAGACACUCCUGUAUAUGGCUUCAAGAUAAUUUAAGGGAAGAUAUUAGGUUGAUUUUUUUUUUUUUUAAAUUUGUUUAUUUAUUUAUUUAUUUAUAGAUUUAUUUAUUUAUUUUACAUUUUUUAACUACACAAUUGAAAAUGGAUUCCAAAUUGCAGUAGGUAAGUUUGAAGGAAGUUAAAGGUAUCAGUGAUUCUAAUUCCCUUUUUCUUAUCCCUCCCUAACUUUUUAUAACUAAGUAUGGGAAAUAUGUGUCGUGUAACACACCGACUGUCUUGUUCAAUUGGCUUUAACUAACAUGAAGAGAAAUUUUCUAGACACAAAGUUUAAAAAUAUGUAUGGAUUACAUAUGGGUGGUUUAAUUCAGAAUGUUAUAAUAAUGAUGGCACAGUAUGAUCCAUGUGAAGUGGAAUACCUGGGGGGCAGUUGUCCAUCCAAAGUUAACUAACAGGAAUUUGAAGUACUUUAAGAUUUUUUUCAUUUUUUGGCACCAGGACGGUGGAGAUUGGAUCAGUACCAUCAACUCCAUUGUAAAAUUGUGCUACCUUCAGACUUUCCAGAGGUCAGAACUACUGGAAUCAGGGCUAGCUUUAACAUUUAAUGUGGCAACCAGUAUAACAUUGGUCCUAUGACAGAAGGCUUGCAUUAGAGGUCUGUUUCACUUGAAUAGCUUGAGCUAAAUAAUUCCUGAAGAAAAUAUAGCAUUGCUAUUGUGUGUUGUGUUGGUCUUUUGUAUAUCUUUUCCUUUAACAGGUCACGCUUCUCAAGUUGCUUGGACAUCGGAACUUUGUGUUGGAUUUUACCUAAACACCCUUGAUCAACAAUGUUGUGCCUUGAUUAGCAGUAGUGAUAAAAUUCCAGAAAGGUGUUCUCCAUAAGUGGCUUGCUUCCAGAACUAUCAUAAAGUUUGCAUACACUUUUGGGAGAAUCUCAGUACUGAGGAAAGCAGGUUUUUACAAAGCUUGAAAGUAAACUGUCAACAGAUUACUUGCAUUUCUAAAGUAUGCUUCUAAAUUUAGAAUAUUGACACAUGGAUAUAACAAGCUGUCUGUUAUUUUUCAUUCUAGGCAGCAGUGCAAACUAUUAUGUGCCAUUAGUUAAAUAUGUAAAGUUUGUCAUAGUAGUGGAACAUUAAUACUAAAAAUGCUCCUUAACCAAAUUGAGGAGCACAUCUAGCAUUCUAACCACAAGCUAGUUAUUAUACUAACAUUUUUGGUUGCGAACAUUCAGCAAAUACUUUUAGGGUUCCUUCAGAGAUUAAUUUAAUUCCGUGGUUUUGGAAAAUAAUUGACCACUAUACCUUAUUUGUUCUUUGCUAGAUUUAUUUAUUUUAAAUAUAGCUUGAUUAUUUGUUGGCAGUUUUUGCAGGGCUAGGUGUAUUAUGCAGGAUUUGCUCCCUUUGACCUGCAGUAAAAUAUUAAUUUGCUUUAUAAUUUUUCUUCACUAGUGUCAUUUUGACAGUAGAGCUUAUUAUAUGAAGAGCUUAUUACUGUCAUUAAUUUAGAGCUGGUAUUCUAAAUGCAGACAUUAUAAAAUAUCUUAAAUUAACACAAAAUUAGAUUUAAGAAUAAUCUUAUUUUGAUGGGUGAUUUCCCUGAAUUACCUCUGUGCAAUGUCACAAUAUUUUAAACCUAUAUUCAAUUCUAUUGGUUAUUCAGUAAUUCAUUUUGAAGCCAAUUUCUGAUGUUCAGAAGGUGAUGCCAACAUGCUGGCAUUAAUUUGCACUAGAGGAGGGGGGAAAGUGAGACAAUUCCAAGACUGUAUGAAAACAAAAUAACAUUAAAGAAAUUUUGAUUAUACAAACUGUUUUUGAAUUGGUGGUGGAGCAUUGAGAAUUUUGCCUGUAACAAGCUGAUGAUUUAUAAUUGGAACAUGUGUCUACUACUACCGAGUAGGUGGAUAACAUGUCGAAGAGAAAACGUUGAAGUAUCUUGGAGAAAUUUUUCCACUUGUUGACCCAAUUGGGGAUGAUGUAAUAUUGUGGAAGGUACAACAAAGCUAAUGUUACUACUUUUGUGAAGGUUUUGUGCAUGUUUUCUCUAACAUGCCUAACCUCUAAUGCAAUGAUUCACAAUGAAAAAGAUAAUUAACCAAUUCCUGCAGGGGAGACAAAUCCUGUAGUGUAAUGUUAGCUAGCAUUGGUAAUUCAACCCUUGUUGUCUGUACUCAGUUUAACAAAAUUUACACACAACUUCUUUUUUGAUGUCUGAUUAGUUUAUGAAGGAGUUAAAGGAUAUCAUGUCUAAGAUUUGGCUAAGUAUAUUGCCUCAAACGUUGGUUCGCAAACAAUGCGAUUUAGGAGCACCCACCAGCUUGGUUCUUGCAAUCAACAUAGAUUUAAUAAAUGUUAAAAACUGCCUCUUUUUCAGCUGUUGGAAUGGAUACAUUAGACAACUCAUGCUUACUGUUUUGAUUCAACAUCUGAUUCUCAGUAACUGCGUUUAUGGUGCAACACAGUCGUUCAUGCUGAAGCAGAAAUUCGAAUAUGGUAGUGCCCUUCUUCAGUACAAAAUGUCAGUAACAUAUGUCUGAAACCCAUGAGCACCAUCUAUUUUUUUCUCCCUUUGAUUCAACUUGAAACAGUUGGCGCUGACCAUUGACUAUUCCUGAACAAUAGACUGACUGAUUUUGUUUUUUGCCCGGCUGACCACAAUUGCAACAAUGGUUGACACAUUGGAGGAAGCCUGUUUUGAAACCAUGCCCGUCCUUACAACGAUACUCCAAUAGGUUACAAUAAUUUACAGUGGACCUUUUUGGACAAAUUUACCAUAGACUUUUUUUUGUCUUUUGGCAAUGCCAUGAAUAACAGCUGCACUGCAGAAAACUGACCUCUGUACCUGCAGAACAUUUUAGUAAACUGCUGCAAAGUGCAACUGUAAAUCUUUACAUGCUGCAUCAACAUUUAUUUGUGGGGUGUAUGAAAAUCUUCAUUAUACUGUCAGUAUUGUGAACAUGAAUGCAAAAGCUACAUCAGCUGUAAAGAAAAGCGAAGCACAUUGUGAAAGAAAGGAGGAAAAUACUUAGCCUUUGCAGGAUAGUUUGACUUUUAAAUAAGCAGUUAAUGAUCAAGAUUUACAUGCCGUAGGCCUUUAAAAAUGGAUGCAGCUCCUUGAGCACUGUUGCAGAUCUAAUUUCUGCACACACAGAUCUAUACUCAGAAACAACAAACAGCUGACAGACCUUUUGUAUAUACCAUUAAACUUGCCCGUAAUUUUAUCAGAAUAGACAAAACAUUCUCGUGACUUAAGACUUGCGUAUUUGUAGUCACCAUCAGAAAGAGCAGUCAACAGAAUAAUAAUAAUAAUAAUGUAAUCAAUCAAUAAUUUAAAAAUUAUAAUUUGUAUGCAACCAGUAUGAUGAAUGUAAUCCCCAGCAAUGUAGGACAGAAUAAAAAUUAUUUGACAAGUUGGCAACAGUUCCUGUAAAUUCAUAUAUCCAUCGAAUUACACCAUCAUGUACAUGGUGUAAUUUGAUCAAUAUGAUUUUUCUUCCCUUUUCUUUUUUUUUUUAUCCCUAACAGCUCAGCUUGAUGGUUCUCAUUCAUUAUUUCACUCUGCUUUUUUUAAUAUUAGAAAUACCGCAACCAUUUGUGUUUUUGCCAGAUACAUAGUGCUAUUAAUUGAACAUUAUGAGCUUUCUGUUAUCAAGGCUCUAUGUGAAGUAAAAUUUUCUUUAAAUGAUGCUGGGCAUUAUUAAAUGUAAGCUCUAAUUACUGACAUCAAUAUUUAAACUGCAAUUCUGACACAUGUUUUGCAUAAUCUACUUCACAAGCAAAUAAAUAAAAGGUGUAAUUUAUGCCACUGUUUCACCUAGUAAAACCCAGAUCAGGGUUGGACCCAGAUCAGGUGACCCUGUGUAGUUUAUAGUUUAAAUACAAGGCUUAAGUGACACACAUUAUGUCCUGUCACUGUAAAAAUUUGAGAUUUAUUGGUUCAGUAGUUGGUGAAAUGUGUGUAUUCUGGAGGGAAGCGUACAACGACAGUCGCAGCAGCGUUCAAGUCACCAAUGGUACUGUUGACAAUGGACAGUUGUAAACGAUGAUCAAAUGUAAGUACUUUUGCUUUUCCAGAAGUUUAUUCAAGCUAACAAUUUUACAUUUCAGACUAUGCAUGUUGGAAUUAUUUUUUUGUUUGUUUUUGUUUGUUUGUUUGUUUUUGCUUCAAUAUUGUUAGCAGCUAUGGUUCUGACAUGAGAAACAUGAAAGAACUUCACCACUGACCACAGAGCUUGCACCAUAUAUUUUUAAAUAAUAGGCUCUUUCACAGAAUUCAUGGUGUUCAUUUAAUUCAUUUGAAUUCACAUCUAUUACUUCAGGAUUACCUUCACAGUCUUAAUAAAGACUGCUGUGAUGUUUUCAUAUUUGGCCAUCAACUGUGGGAUUUUUGUUAAUUUGUUUAUUUGUUUUUGUGGGGAUUUUUGUUUUAUUUUUCUACUUUAUUAGUUUAUCUACCUGGUCAUAUUAUAUAGGAUUCAUCAGCAUUCAUCAGUUAAAGGACAUAGAUUAUCCAUAAACAUAAUCUUUUACCUUCAAAAUACAAUGGGCCUCAUGCAAGAACCAUUGGUAUGAACAUUAAAACAAAUUUUUGGAUUGCACGUUCAAGUCAUCUUAGCCAGUUUUCUCUUACUUAGAAUAUUUUCUUAGACACAAACAAAUUAAUGCUGUAAACUGCGUGGACUAUAUCCUGAAAUUUGAGUUUGAGUAAUUAAAACCUGAUGUUUUCCCUUGGCAGUCUAAACCAGGAACAUUCAUCUGCUAAGACUUUGUGGGCUAUUAUGAGACACAUGGUUUUGUAUUAAAAUGCAUUUUAUUUAAUAGUUCUUUAUAUUGACAUUGAGAAUCUCUGUCCAUCUUCCCUACCCAUGCCUAUGAUGUAUGACACUCUUGUUAGGCUUUCCUUUGGUCCCUUCUUGUUUGUCAUGUACCACCUUGCUUUGUCAUGGUGUUUAAAUUAAAAUUAAUCAUCUUUAUAUCUCUAAUCGCAUGGACCUUAAGUGACCGCAUAAGCAAUACAAGUUGUUGGUUCUCGUUCUUUGGAAUCAGCAGCUCUUAAUUCUGCUAUUAAUAUUUACUGAGCAGUAUGAAUUACUGAUCUCUAAAGGCAAGAAUAUUAGCUUUUUACCCUCAUACAGCAUUUUAUGAAUGACUCCUCUGAACAAAUGGGGCAGAACACUUAAGAUGUUUUUCAGCUGUCAAAAAAAAGGCCAAAGUGAUUCAUAAUUUUUAUCAAUGUGCACCUUUCUAUGAGCAGAUCAUAUACAGAAAUUACCAGUGUUUGCUGAAUCGGACAUGAAAUGUCUGACACCAUGCAAACAAAAAAAAGAAUUUUAGUAGUCCGUGUACAAAAAUGUUCUUGCAUAAGGUCCAAUGACUUUUGCUCAACCCUAUAUAUAGGCUCAUGUCACCAAGGUUGAAAUGUCAGGGAAAGAACUAUAACUAGUAUUGCCGCAUUGAACGAUCCAGUUAUAUCCAAUUGGAUAAACUCAAGUUCCGCCAUUUAUCAUGUCCCACCUGAAUAUCCUGUCUCUCCUUGAAAAUAUCGUGUCACGGUAAGAAAAAUACAUUUCAUCAUUUCUGUUUUAUGUUGUCUUGAAGACAGCUCCCUAUUGCUUUCAGCAAGACACAACCUGUAAUGAGCAAACUGCAAAAUGCUAGUUUUCUUUGAGACACACAGACUUACAGCUACAGUUGUAUACCGUGGCCUGGAAUACAAUGUGUAAGAUGGUAUUGGUGUGUACAGUUUACUGAAAGCCAUCUUCCAUGAUAGAUCAGUUCUGAUGAUGGUAACCCUAGUCUACAUUCUGGGUAUGCGUGUAUGUGUCCAGUACUAAAUAUUGUUUGCUGAUAAUAACUGGGCAUGCCAUAUUUUCUGGGAUCAAUUCCAAACCUAUUUAUUGGAAGAAAAGGUGAAAAUUAUUAUUUUUAUUUACUUAAUGUGUAGAGUGUACAAGUUUAUAAUGUAAAGAGUUUAACUGUAUAAAGAUUUGAUUCAAAUCACAAUUGUCAUUCCUAGUUAACUGCAAGCAGUCAGGCCAGGCUGUUAACUUCAUUUCCAUUGAGUUUUCCUAUCAUUCUGGCUAGAUAUUUAUUAUUUUUAAUUUAUUUAGUUCAGUUACACAUACAAUAUCACAAAGCAGCUUUUCAGAAAUUUGUGUACUGAGCACAGUGUGAGAAUGGAAAUAUAAGUAAGCAUGCCAGGAGUGACUGUGGCAACAAAAACCACCAAGAUGGCCUGAGGACUAAAGCUUGAGAGGAGUCAGUCUCAAAAGGUGAACACUCACUAGGUGGCACCAGCUUAAGGAAUUUUGAUAUGAAACGUGUAUUGGUAUGGAAAAUAUAGAACUAAUCUGAGGAACUCUCAAAAAGCAAUGGAUACAUCAAUAUCAAUCAAAAGGGGGCUUCCACUAAUCAGCAUACGGUCCUACAAAAGUCCCCUUUCGCUUGUCAACCAGGGGUGUGCUGCAGCAUAAUAACCUGGUAGAUAUUAAUUAACUUGAGUGGCUUUGGCACACAUGCUGUUUUAGCAAAAUGUUAAGGGCUAGUCUAUUAUAGUUGUAGCAUAGGUUCUUGAAAGCUUACUGGGAAAAACAGCAGAGUAAUAAAAGUAUUCUCUGCUGCGUUUGGUUUUACAGAACAUUAUUUUGCAUUAUAUACAUAUUUCUAGUUAAGGUAUCUUGAAUUUCUGAACAUGUUAAAAUGUUCACCUUGCUGCAUUUUAGUUUGUUGAGCUCUCAGUUCCAGCUACAAAGCCUAACCAAACAGUAGCUGUGAUUCCUAAUUUGGAAUUUAACACCAUUUAGCAAUGAGAUAUCUGCAUUCAUAGUUUGCCUCUUGAUGAUCUUAUCAGACAUGUUUGAUUGUGACACUUUAUACACCCUGGAAUGCAUAAAGUGCAUCAGUUGAGGUUUGCUUAAUUGGUGAGCCCCACUUUUCCAUCGCUUCAAAUUGCUCAUUCAAGUUAAACUUGAAUGUGUGUUCAUGUUAAUGCUACUAUCUGAGAAACUUAAUAUAUUUCAAAGCUGCAAAACACCUUAUGUAAUUUAUUCGUUACUGUAUUUAUGCAUGACAUGCCUUUAGUGCUUACAUCACAGUUCCCACUACAUUCUUUCCAGAAAAAUUCAAUGUUAUAUAUAUUCCCUUAAUGACACCCUAAGACCAUAGUUUAUUAAACAGAUAAAUUGGCUGUUUGGAAUAUUUGUUUGGGUUUCUUUAAGCUUUGCAAUCGGUCCCCAUCCAUCAUCUUUUGUAAACUUUUCGUGGACACAAAAUUAUUAAAUAAAUCCUUAUCUAUUGAAAUAAGUGUGUAGGUUGUUGAAACGGCCAAUCAUUAACAUGGAACAAAAGCCACACGCUUGGAUUCCUUAUUAUAAAUUUUCUAUAAACGUGCUAAAACAAAUUGGCUAAUGGCUUGGUGACCCAAAGGUUCUAGAGAUAAACCCAACUUAACUCACUGACAUUUUUAUUGAAGCUUACCUAGCCAAUUAGCAUCCAUAUAAUCACAACAAUUUUAUCUGAAAUACCUUUCAUAUUAUUUAAAAUUAUGAGCAUACAGAAUGCAUUAUGCAUUCUUGUAUGAAAACCAUGCUGUUAAAACCACCAUUAGGUGGCAAUGAACAUGAGGGAUCAUUUCAUACAUCUGUACAGCUGAUUUCCAAGACUGUUUAAACUUGACUGCAAGCUUGACGACAAACUCGUCCAAGAGAAUCUCGCCCUUGCCCGUUCUGAAGACUCGAUCCAUCUUUGAGGAGCGCGUGUCUCUGUGUUUGUAAUGUGUAUGGAGUGGAUGUUGGUGCUGUAGCUAAGCAGUAGCGGCCAGUAUCCAGCUUGUCCCGCUCCACAGUUGUGACUCCAGCAGUUGGUUACAGUGAGGAUGGGUAGUUCUGCAGAUCAGUGGACAGUUGAGCCUGGACUUGUUUACAUCAAGAGGUUUGCUUGCAUAUCGUCAGAGAAGGUAAGUGAACAUGUCUUUCGUUCAAUGAUGACAAAACAUGCAGGGCUGCUUUCGCUCCCUGAUACACCAUAUAUGUUGAUGUUUACUGGGGCUCUGGCAUCACACUUCUGUAAAUGGAUUCACAGUGCAGAAUUUGUCUAUUUUUGUUGCGGACUAGAGAACAUUUUACAUUCCUCUGUGGACCACUGGUCUGCAAUUGUCCAUUUUUCUUGUACUGCAACAGAAGUGCUCUGUAAACAGAUGCUAAACUUUUUGUGGAUGACGGGGAUGGGUUGGUAUUGUGUGGACUUGUUUGAAAGUAAAGUGCAAAAGCCUUAGAAAAGCUUAUCACAAUAUCAUUGAAAUAUUUCCUGCAAACGUUUUUUGGGGGUGGGGGGAACAGAAUUGAGUGUGUUGUAAAUGUAAAGUCUUGGUUUAGAUUCAUUUUUCAGGGUAUUGUUCAUGGAGGUGUUCUAAACAUGUGUAUGACUUCAGCUUUUAUGGACCCUUUAUGUGCCAUAAAGCUGUCUCAACAUCUAUAAUAAAGAUUUUGUAGCCCUUUUAUUUCCUACCUAUCAUUGCACAUAAGUGCACUUAACAUAUCAGACUCAGUGAGCCAUAAUGUGUAUUAAUAUCAUUGCAUUCUGAAGUACAUAUUAAUGGCUAUUGUGUUCUAAAAUUCUUAUUUUCUCUUGUGCAGUUGAAACGCCAAGGGUUGCUGGCCUUAGCUUUAAAAGAUAGUUUGCUCUGUUGUGUAACUUUUGAUAUUCUUAUAGAGGAUACUGAAAAAACAUGAGUUGUGAAGAUGAAGUAGUGGUUCCUUUUCAUCUUAAGUAAUCUAGGAAUCUAAGUUAAUUUUGUAUUGGCAUGUCAAUGAAAAUGAAGAACUUUCUCAAGGUAGUGAGCUUGCACUGUACAGUUACAAUAAUGAACCGAACCUUUGCCUUUCUGUGGAAACAGGAUAAACUUCAGGCUGGCAAAAUUAGGUCAGGCUGGCUGGGGUUGGGGUCUCAUUCCUGGAUAUUUCUGUGGUGGAAACCUAUGUGUUAUACUAAAGCUGAAAUUGUGCAUAUAUAAUAUGCAAAUAGAAAAUGAAUCAUAUAAAAAAUAUAAAGUAAACAAAACAUUUUAAAUGUCAAGUUUACAAUAUCAUUCCCCAGACAACAAAUUAACAUUAAUUUUUCUACUUUUGUAUACAUGUUGAAAAUGGGGACCCAUUUAAUCAAAUACAAAUUUUGUAUUUUUUUUACCCAUUACCUCAGGCAUCACUGUGAAUCUGUUUUAGAUGCUUUCAACUCCUAACUGUGAUGAGUCUCUUAAUAUUCCUCAGCUAAUGCAGUAGAGUUUUUAGUAGCUUUUUUGUUUGGUAAAUUAUUAAUUGUGCAUUUAUCAAUCUACUGGGCAAACUUGAAAUAUGGUCUCUUCUGUCCUACUGUAAUAGAAUCUAGGUUAAAUGGUAGCUUGACCCUGAAACCAACUAGUUUUGUUUCAGUCAACAAACUAUUACCAUCAUGUCAGUAACUCUUUGACAGUUCCUUUUGCUGGUUGGCUGCAUUGUAUGGUUUCAUUGUGACUUUCUUGUGUGAGAACCCAUUCAUCAUAAAAACCCACAACAUAGCAUUCAGUAGUUGCCUUAUGCAUUUUACUAUAUACAUCUUGGUGUAAAAUGUGCCUGAACCUGAAAGACAAGUUUUUGGUGCUUUUGUGUCUGUGUUGAAGGUGGUGCCUGGAGCAUUUGAAGUACUUGACGAGUGUCAUAAUUGUCCAGGGGUGGGUUGGUGUGUGUGUGUGUGUGUGUGUGUGUGUGUGUGUGUGUGUGUGUCUGUUUAUCUGCACUGUGAUCCAUUUUUUUUCAUUCUCCCAGUCUCUGACUGCGGUUAGUUGGCUUGGCUUUACUUAAUCUUCUGGGAGUGUGAUGCCAGAAUUCCCCCCUUUACCUAAUGGCUGUCUGCGGAGCGGCAGACUUUUCUGCAACUCUUCAGGAUCCUACACUCCUAGAUACCCAGCAUUGGAAACGAGGUGAUAUUGUCUACAUAGAGAUAAGCGUCAUGACGUGGCUUUUAAUGGACUAUCCAUUGAGCAUCUUAGCUUCAUUCUCAAUUUCUUUUUAGGACUUGAUGGACUUGAGAACAUUUUUUGUAUUUAUUUAACCAGCACACACUAGACAUUCAAAAUGUGACUUGUCUCCAUAUGUAACUAUGCACACAUUCAACUCACUUCUUGAAUGAUUGAAUGUAGAUGUCAGUCAGGGUGCAGCUGUGGACUUUUUUACAAGUCUUUGUUUUAUUUUUAAAGGGUCCAACUGGAAUAACUGCUUGUCUGUUGUUUACCAUUUAAUUCCACUAUUUAUUGACAGUGUUUCCCCCCCCAGAUUGGGCCCCAUCUUUAUCUGCAUUAGCCUAGUCAGUCAUCAGUCAGUAGGAAAUCAGAGGACCAUGUGUGCAUUUAGUUUUUGCUUUGUUGCUCACUGUCUGUCUCUCUCACUGCAGGAACCUCAAGUGAUUGAGGGAGGCUGAGUGACAUCUUUUGAAAUAUGCCCAUCGAAUAAAUUUGCAGUCGAUGCAUGGAUACCCCUUUUAGGCCUUAAAGACAUAAUAUGGAACAAGACAGCAACAGACUGCAGGUCCAGUGUCAAAGCUCAUCAGGCAGUUGGAGUAUACAGAUGCAUGUGUGUGACCACAAAACCUGAGCACUUGAACAGAAUGGCUCUUUUGUGGAUAUUUUACUUUUUUACAAUCAUCUGGGUGUGGGGGUUUUAUUGUUUGUUUGUUUUUUGUUUUUGUUUGUUUGCAUACUAUUGUGUGGUUUUUGCUUAAUUACGUGAACAUCUCAAUCUCAAAGUUGAAGCUUUCAUUUAGUUCCCUAAAGGCAGACAAAGAAAAACAUGUACUUACGAAAUUGUGUUCCCAUCUCGAAACCAACAUUUUAAGUCUAUCAAGUUGUAAUGUAACACAGACAGGCCUAUCUGGCUCUUGAGAGCAUCUGGAAUCAGGUCUAUAGCCAAGUAAAUUCAGCAGUAUGUUUUCUGCAUCACUGUUGUUGCUCACUGACUUGUUCAUCAGUUUUGUCACUGAUACAGCAUAGAGGCCAGGAACCUGUACACUGAUAGCACUGAUGAUUUUGAAUCUGAUAGGUGUUUGACCUGCAUUGUUCAAUGGCUAGCUGUAGAGCUUCUAUAAUACUCACUUUUUUCUUUAUUCACUGGUAUAUGAAAUAAAUAAAACUGAAAUGUUUCAUA